Molecule: messenger RNA, 6773 nt
Organism: Silurus meridionalis
Lineage: Eukaryota; Metazoa; Chordata; Actinopteri; Siluriformes; Siluridae
Gene: rp1
Product: oxygen-regulated protein 1
Biological process (GO): photoreceptor cell development; intracellular signal transduction; axoneme assembly
Cellular component (GO): axoneme
Source: RefSeq, a predicted model, not a curated record
UAUUUAAUAAGCCAGGAUAUACAAUGCAACCAUAGUAUAAAAAUAAAUGUUUCAAUAGGGAUGGCACAGUAAUGUAGCAAUAGCAAGACACUUAAAUAAAAGCUCCUCUAUUUGCAGGAAUAAUAGCCAAUGAUUAAAGAAAACGACAUUCAUUUAUAAUUGUGUGUGUAUUAAAUAGCAGGUCUGAUUGACCAUGAACACUCCUCCCCAUCAUGACCCACAACAGCCAGAUGUUUUCUUGAGGGGCACACAGACUCCUCCUUCAAGACCCCUACCUGCAUCCAAAAACUCAAAGAGAGUUUGUUUUCACAAGAGCGGAGACCCAUCGUUUUCGGGACACUGGGUAGUCAUCAACAGUCGCACGUUCAAGACGUUUGACGCUCUUCUGGACGCCCUUUCGAACAAAGUGCCUCUACCGUUUGGGGUACGCACCAUCACAACACCCAAAGGUACACGCGCUAUCCGGAGCUUAGACGAUCUGCAGCAUGGGGCCUCUUAUGUGUGCUCGGACCAAAGAAAGGUCAAACCCCUGAACCCUGAUAAGAUAAACCGGAGGCAUGUUCCCUGGAACAGCACCAGACCUACAAGCGCAGAACGUCACGGACGCAGAGGACUGAUCCGGCAGAUGGUCAGAAAGAAUGAAGCGGGCAGGAUGGCGAACAUGGCUGAAAGCUCGGUGACUGUGAGAACUCCGAAAAGGCUUGUGGUUUUUAAAAACAGGGAUCCCAGCUCUAAGCGCAUAGUUGUUUUGCAGAGGAGGACAGCUCCGACUUAUGAGGCUCUCUUGGAAUAUCUUUCCCAAGUGAUGCAAUUCCCUGUGGUCAAGCUAUACACCACUGAUGGCAGACGCGUUGAAGGUCUGCCCGCCCUGAUCCUGUGCUCUGGUGUCAUUGUAGCAGCUGGUAAUGAACCCUUUCAGCAGGCUAACUUCAAACUUCAUGCAUCCGCUCAACCCUCACGCUCAGUCAUAUCUGAAACCACGGGGUCUACAAAGAAACAGCCACCGGUUCAACAAAACUUAACUAGCAGUAGACCAAGAUCAAGAAAUUUCUCAUUAUCAUCCGAAAGAUAUUUCGUAAACCAGAUCAACAUGUCACUAAAUGAAAGUCGCUCCAGUGACGUGAAAAUGGGAUCGACGGUGAGCGUAAACAAUCAAGCACUAGAAUCAGAGGAGAUAAAGAACCGUGACUUAAUGACUGGAUUAGAGGAAAAGGAUUGCGUAAUUAUACCUUCAGAAGAUGAGAUUGAGAAAUCGUUUCGAGUGAACCAUGAUGGCAGCAUGACCGUGGAGAUGAAAGUGCGUCUCACUAUAAAACAAGAGGAGAUGAUUCGCUGGACCACCACAGUGAGCCGAGCCGGUGUUAAUAGCCAGAAGAUGGCAGCAUUUUCACAGCCAAUCUCAAACUACAACUCCGUAGAUAAUAAGGAUAAUAAUAACAACAGAACAAGAAAGUCAAAAUUUGACGGCUAUGAAUCUAAAGGUGUGAAUACACAAAUCUUUGAACCAAACAAAUUAAAUAAACAAGGAGAAUGUGGAAGUGUCAUCUAUGAGGCCUUCGAAAAAAAACAUAAAGCACGUUUCAGGAGACUGCCCACUCCAGGGCCUAGGCGUGUCCGAAGGAAAGAAACUUCAGUGGAGAAUAUAAAGAGGCCAUCACAAACCGAGGUUCAAAAAAGCACAGGUGGUGCAUACUCACAUAUAGAGCAUACAGCUGAAAGUGAGCUGUCGGAAGGGUACUGUGUUGUCAGUCAUAGCAGCUCUAGCAGUGCAAGACCUGUACCAAAAGCCAGGAAGAAAAAUCUGGGAAAAGUCAAGUGCAAAAAGACUCAUUCCUCUCUCUCAGGGAUGGCAGAGGUUCUUCAGUUGCACAACAAAGGAACGGAGAUUACGGAAACUAUAACGCAUAUUCAUCAGUCGCAGGAUACACGUGAAAACUCUACUGCAAAAUCCUGGGACGGUGAGGACGGCGGGUGUGAAUUGACGUCUCAAGAACAUAAAAAGCCUGCUGAAUCAAGGCCUCAAUCUUCACGCAAUGAUUGUGACACUGAUCUUAGAAAACAAUCUGUGAGUUCUGGUUCUGGUAAUGCUAGGAACAAUAAAUUGUUAUCUAUAGUAUCUAGCCAAUCAUGCUCUUCCCAAACAAUAAGCAACAAUGCAUCGUCUUGUAACGACUAUGAAAUUCAUGCUAGGUGUGAAACCUCAGAAAAAGGGGUGGAGACAUCAACUAAAGAGGACUUUCAAAAUAAAAUGACAGACAAGCGUGUGCUUCUAAGAAGCAUUGUAAAAGACAAAAAGCAAAACAGUACUACUGAGGACUUUUUUAAAAACCUAAAAUAUAACAAUUCUCCAGAAUCACAUAGAUGUACAGAAAGUGGUAGGCAAAAGGUUAAAAAGCGAUGGAAAAUUCAGUCACCGAAGAUAAAUGCAUUGCAUAGUAACUCGUUGAUGGACCAAGCUCAACGUCAUAGUGAUAUGCAAAGGCUUCUAAUGAAGGAACGAUUAGACAUGAUCCCAUCGUCACAUUCAGCACCUUUUAUUAUUCUAACAAAGCAAAGGUCUGGGAAUGGCAGCAUUAAAAAAACUGUAAAAAAGUGCAAGGAGUUGAGUGAAAGUGUUUCUACGCCAGUGCUCCAUUCAUCUCCCUGCAACGUGCACCAGUAUGUGAAAAACUGGUUGGAAAAAAUUCACCCUGAGUCAAUACCCUAUAUGGAUGAGUUAAACCCACAUGAAUCUAGAGCUAGAUUUCAGAUUGAAAGUGAUUUCUCUGACGUUUCAGAGAUGAUAUAUGAAUCUGAGGAAAACUCCGCCCCAAUGAAUAAGACAAUGUCUCGACAACCUGUAAAAAUUGGGUGUGAGGGAGAACCUGUGGAGACACAGCACCUGAGAAGAUCUAAAUCUAUGCCAAGUGUGAGAAUACACGCUCCUGAAAAGAAGAUUGGCGCAAGACAGGAUAAAUCUUUAGAGGAAUUGAUUUCCAAAUUGCCAGACACUGGAGGUAAUACAUCACCAAACACACAGCUGAACCAUAGGUCAGGUAUGAAACAAGUUUUGGAGCAGUUAUGUUCAUCUGUCCUGUUAUUUAGAAGAGCCUUUAGUGAUUCUCAUUUAUCAUCCUUGGAGAAGAUGAAGAAAUCCAGCAGCCUUCCUGACUUCUCCUCAAUGUUAUCCUCGGUUUUUGGCUCCCCAUCUAAGUCUCUUCUCUCCUUACUGACAGUGAUGACUUUGAGAGAUGGAAUCUUCAAUUAUGCCAAUAAGAAAUCAGGUUUUGCAAAAGCUAAUAACUCGAGCAGCAAUCCAGAGGCUCUGCAGGUCAUGCAAUCCAUCCAAAAUCUCACCAAAAUAGAGAAUGAAGAAGAGCUACAGUCCAGCCUGGUGAAUCUCCAUAGCUCAACUUCUGCUCAGUUAAAGAGGAGCUGGAGAGAUUUCCAAAAGACAAAUGAUAUCAAAAAAAGCCCCUGUAUAUCACCAAGACACUCAGAGUUUAACCGAGAAGAGGACGUUCAAGAUAAAGAGCGUAGUUUUGGCAUCAAAGAGGUAAUGGAUGAGCUAAACAUGUGUGAGGAUCUCCGCAGAGAGGUUUCUUUACUAGUUAGGAAUGAAUGGACUCGUUUUGGUAGAGCAAAACCAACUAAAGAGCAUUCUGGUCUUGAAAAAGAAACCACCAAUGUUGCUCGUGAGAACGUUGAUGAUCUGGGGAGCUUCUUAAAGGGAAAAGCAAGACAUUUAGAAAAGAAUCAAAGUCAAUCUGCUGAUAUUAUAACCACUAAGACUGCAUUAUUAUCAGCAGAAUCUGAAGACCUGCAGCUGCUCGAAUCAAGUCCCCAUAAUCCUGCACUUCUGAGUAAUGCGCUAGUAGUGGACGAAUCAGACUUGAAAACUGUCCAAAUUGAGGAUAUGAUUAACCAGAAAGGACUAGUUAUAGCAUAUAAAAGUGAACUUGUGGAUGAUGUUAAGACAAGCCAGGAAUGGGUUCUAGAAAAUGAACCAAACCAAGCAGAUCUAUGUGAAGAAAAAAAAAUGAUGGACAAUGUCCAUAUGAUUGAUGAAAGGAACACAGAGGAUGAGAUAAGCCAAGUUGAUGAGGUUCAGGCAUCAGAUUACAGCCUGGCUAAUCUGAAAGACAAAGUGAAAUGGGAAGAAGAUGCAAGCUGUAUGCAAUCAGAAUCUGAACUGCUUUCUCCCUCUUCAGGAACAGAGGCAAAAAAUGUCAGAUCAAACUCUGAGGUGAUUGUUAACCAUUGUAAAAGGGCAGAUUUUACAGAUAGUUUAGAAGGAUGUGGCGUAAAUGUAAAGGAGGAGCACAUCUACUGUGAAACCAGAGGAUGUCUUAAACAGCCGGAUGUCAUAUCAGUGGCUUCAGAAAUUGACACUGUAGAAGAACGCCACCCAAACAACGGCACUAUCCAAACAGAAGAGAAAGAUGCAAUGUAUAAUGAGUCAGCGGCAUCUGACUUUAGUGUAGAUGAAGCUGAUCCACAGAGUCAUAAUGAUAAUAACCAUAAUGAGAGUAACAAUGACCUUGAAGAAACAACGUGUAGCACGUCAAAAUGUGAAAAUCCAACUGCUGAACUACACCAUUCUUCGGCAUCCGAUCAAGAGAUUGAACGCUCCGACCACAAGUCACCGUCUUGCACAUGGCAUGAAUCAGAUCCUGAAUAUGAGCUCCAGAAAUCAGAGGAAGAAAAUGUGAAACACUUUUAUAACGCUAAACAUAAUGAUGAAGAAGCUGAUAGCAAUGAACAUUUUGAUGCAGAAUCAAACCCUCUUCUACAGCUGGAUCAAGAAGAUGAAUAUUUAGAGCCUUAUAAAGGUCAUGAAGUGGUAACUGAAAUCGAUCUCCAGACAUUGGAGGAGAAAAAUGUUAGUAAGAAUCUGACUCAUCCUGCUGAAGAGAAGGAUGAUGGGACAGACAAACAUGAUGGCAAUCAGAGCAAUGCACUGGAUACAGACAAAGACUUGGAUACUCAGUCACACCACUGUUUGGAAGGUGCUUCAUUCAGUGACUUUCUAAACUGGGAAUCGUGCAAAAGUGAGGAAAAACACAAAGCCCAGCAAGAUUCUUCAGGAAAAGAAGAAUCAGAUAUGGAUAACAAUGUCCACAUACUCAAUAAUCUUUGUCCAAACACAGUGUUCCCCCAGCAACUGCUGGAUUUUCUUAACUUAGCACUAAAGUCCUCUGCUCUGAUUUUCACUUAUGACCCAAAUGGCUUUCUACGAAUCGAGCCAGACAGAUGCAAACAAGGGGCAAUGUCUUCAUCCAAAAGUGAUGUGGACAAUCAUAAUGUUAGGGGAUGUCUUCCUAGCCCCAACACAUCUGACCUCUCUGAUUACAGGCCUGAUACAUCAGACAGUGGAGGAGACCUGCUACAGGAUUCUACAGAUCUUCUAACUGAGAGCGGAGAGGAUGAGGCAGAGAGACAGGUAAUUUACCGAAGCCAUAAAACUAAAACCCAGAAUGAUGGCUCCAAGAAACCUUAUUCUUUAAAACAAAUAGCUAGACCUGAUUUAAAAAUCCUCAACAGUCCUGCCUCUGUGGUUGACACUUCAGUUCAGGACCAAAUCUUCGGUAACUCUUCAGACUCCUUUGGAAAUUCUGAGCUUGCACAAUGUCCAGCCUUUAAUGCAAAGAAUGACUCUGGGGAAGGAAUCCUGAUAGACAAAGGGAGGUGGCUUCUUAAAGAAAACCACCUUAUUCGUAAAUCUCCCCCUGUUCCAAUGGGGAUGUAUGAAAAUGGGGAUACGACAUCGGUUGACACAGGUCAAGAGAACACAAGUGAAGAUGCACCUUACGCACCUUGUGGAAGAAAAACGGCCCCGCUAGCUGCAAGCUCCUCUUCUGAGCUGGAAGACAUGACCAAGCCGUCCACACCCAAGUGUACCUACUUCAAUAUGGUCCACAGUAGCGACUCUGACCCUUUAUUGGAUAACCAGAACAUUACCAGUAACAAAGGAAGAGGUUUCACUCGAAAAAGCAAGGAAGUGUCACCACUGGGAGAAACAUCGAAAACGCUACCAAAGAAAAAUGGAAGCCUGCCAUCUUUUACAUCUGUUGACUUUAAACUGGCCGCUGGGAAAGUCUAUCCAGAGGACAGCGGGGCAUCUAGUGUGGAGGGGGAAUCUGCAAGGUCUCCAAGCGUAAGGUGCAACACAGCACAUGAAGAAGAGCCGGUACAGAGUCUGAGUCUUAGAUGUGGACAGCAUUGCCCUAUACUUUAAACAACAACUUUAUAUGUUUUUUGCAUAUAAGUAACUGAGGUAUUGUGACUCUAUGGAGUCGCUUUAAUCAUACGAGAGUUUAACCCUCUCGGGUGCCUCCAUCAAUAGAGUUAAUUGGUAGUAAAACAUGACAGUCGAGUGUUUUCACCAAGCAGAUUGCACAAAUAAUUACACUUGAAAACCUAAACCUUUCUAAAGUGCUUUGGCUGGUGAAGCAUUUUCAUCUUUGAAUAAUUGUGAUUUCAAAUAAUCAUUAACAGCAAAAGGAACAAAUGGAAAUCUGAUAUUAAUAAUGUACUGUAAAUCUUACAAAUAAGACAUAAAAUAAAUGGUGGUACAACGAGCUGCUAAAAUCUUUUUGGACAUUGCAGUAAAGGUAUGUUUAUUGCAGAUCAUUUAUGUUUAUAUAAGCGUUUACAGCCUUUUUGUUUGUUUGUUUUUUUUUCAUUCUUGAACAUGUACUGUAUAUGCAUCCCUCAUCCUAUUUUGUAUUCGUAGGUGCAUUGAAUCGUACGAUGGAUGCGAAAACUUUAAUAAACAUUAGAGUUUUUCUCCA